CGGGGCUCGCCGCUUUGCGCGCCAGAAUUCGGAGAGCGGAGCCCGGCUCCCGCCAGCGCCCGGCCCGGCCCGGCCCGGCCCCACCAUGUGCGCCGCGGUGCCCGGCUACUCGCCCGGCUUCAAAAGGCCGCCGGAGACGCUGCGGCUGAAGCGGAAAAGGGCCCGGAGGAGCGAGGCCGCCUCCCGCCUUGCCCCCAGGCGGACCCGGCCGCCGCCCCGCGCCCUUUCCCCAGACCGGGGCGGCGCAAUCCCUUCUCCAGCCUGGACAACGCGCCGCGCCCCGGCACCGCCGUACACCGCCCGCCGGACACCCCCGAGCUGCAGGAGCAGCGGCCCCCGCCGGGGAGCCAGGCCCCCAGACCACCCCCUCUGGCAGUUUUUAGAUCCUCUUCAAGAAAAUAAAUCCACCUGGAAAGAAGAGUGUUCUGAAAGAGCAGAUACCACAUUAACCAAUGAUCUUCAUUUACCUGUUUCCACACCUGAUGUUUCCUCCUCACCAAGCACAGAAUUUCCUGCAGACUGGAGUAUUAAAACUCGACUUCUAUUCACUUCUUCCCAACCUUUUACUUGGGCAGAGCAUUUAAAGGCACAAGAAGAGGCUCAAGGAUUUGCCCAGCACUGUAGAGCAACAUCAAUCAAUUUCCCACAAAGCAUACAGGAACCAAAGCUGUCCACGGAACUCCGCUGUGCAUUCCAGCAAAGUCUUAUUUAUUGGCUUCACCCUUCACUGCCAUGGCUACAGCUAUUCCCUCGUAUUGGAGCAGAUAGGAAAAUAGCUGGAAAGACUAGUCUUUGGUCACAUGAUGAAACACUGCAACAGGUUCUAAUGAGUGAGUGGUCUGUCAGUUUUACUUCCCUAUAUAAUCUUCUCAAAGCCAAGCUGUGUCCCUAUUUUUAUGUUUGUACCUACCAAUUUACUGUGCUGUUUCGUGCAGCAGGCCUUGCAGGAAGUGAUGUUAUCACAGCUGUUAUUUCCCCCACAACCAGGGGUUUAAGGGAAGCCAUGAGAAAUGAAGGCAUAGAAUUUUCUUUACCUUUGGUAGAAGAAACUAGGAGCAAGACACAGAAAAACUCCGAAACAAACUUGGAUACAGAAGUGAACAGUCCUGAAACAGGCAAAAACACUGAAGAUGGAGAGGAACAAGGAGUGAGUGACGAUGAAAGUUUCUCUUGGCUUGAGGAGAUGGGAGUCCAAGACAAGAUUAAAAAGCCAGAUGCAAUUUCUAUCAAACUCCGUAAAGAGAAAAAUGAAGUGCAAGUGGAUCACAAGCCUGAAUCUGUUGCAUUAGUGAAAGGAACAAACACAUUCAUGUUGCUGAACUUCUUGAUAAACUGUAAGAGUUUAGUAGCUGCUGCAGGCCCUCAAGCAGGACUCCCACCAACACUGCUGUCCCCAGUUGCUUUUCGAGGUGCAACAAUGCAAAUGCUCAAGGCUCGAAGCAUCAAUGUGAAAACACCGGUUCACUCAUGUUAUAAUGAUAUAUUUAGCUUGGAGAUCACGGGUCCUGUCAUGCCUCAUUGUCUGCAUACUUUGACCAUGCUGCUCAAAUCUGCACAGAGGGGAGCUUUUUCUGCUGUAUUAUACACCCAUGAGCCAACAGCAGUGUUUAACACUAACACAGAGAGAAUCUUAAAUAAGGAAACUAUGUGGAAGGACCUCACUAAGUGUGGAUUGCAUCUUAAAACGUUGGAUCAAUUGAUUCAACUUCCAACAUUAGGAAAGUCUUCUAUACGACUCCUAGAAAUGAGAGACUAUGCUUACAUCUGGAAAUCCUAAGUAUGCUAUUUUAAUUCAUGAAAUGAGAUUAGUGGUAUUUGGUCAACACUCUACAGAUGCUAUCGUGUACCAGGAAGGGAGAAUUGCCUACUUGCAAAAGCUUUUGGACGUAGUGGGUAAGAACUUCUGUUGCACACAUCCUUGCUCAUAAGGCAACUUUCAGUGGAAAAACAAAUAUUCUGAAUAGUCCAGCAAGAACACUGCCCCUCUCAAAACCUGCAACAGCUGCAUUUGUCUUUUAAUGUUUUUAAAUAAAAAUUUUAAACACAGUAA
This is a messenger RNA of Chrysemys picta bellii (western painted turtle), 2050 nucleotides long. RefSeq names its product DNA replication fork stabilization factor DONSON (gene DONSON). Lineage: Eukaryota; Metazoa; Chordata; Testudines; Emydidae. Gene Ontology annotation, biological process: nuclear DNA replication. Gene Ontology annotation, cellular component: nucleus. The record is from RefSeq and is a predicted model, not a curated record.